GGACUAUUUACAUCUCUCAUCAACAUCAUUCCGAUAUAAUAAGUAUGUCUUGUAUUUAUCUCUUUUUAUAUUAUAUGAAUCAAGAAACUUUAAAAAUAUUUUUGUAAUGUCUUAGAUAGAUAAAAUUUAGAGAGAGUUUUCAUAUUAGCGACUUGUAUAUGUAUUUUACAAUGCAAGAAAUCUUUGUAAAUGAAAAUGUUGACGUCGCGUAAGAAUUUGACUUAUUUCCGAACAUCUGUAAAUAGGGUAAUAAUGGAGGAAAACUGCUGAAUACUCCAGAAAUUAUAUUUAUCUUUGUGAAAAUUCUCAAUUUUCUGUGUUUACGAAUGACAGAUGGAACUUCCAAUGUUCGUAUCAAAACUUGUAUGUACAGAGAAUCGACUUUAGAUAGUAACUGUGUUGUGAAACGUACAUGGAACUUGUGUCAUGAUGUAGACGAAAUAGACAUAUUGGGGCCACUUCUUUGUGGAAUGACAUGAAGUCACAAACAUUUUUUCAAAAUUCCUAAGUCUGUGUAUUGGGAACAGUCAAAUAAAUAUAAACCACAAUGGAAGCGAGGAACAGUAUGGAGAGAAAGAAAGAGCAGGCCCGAAGAGAACGAGAGAAUCAAGCCCGUUUGUUUAAAGAGGAGCAGAGAAGAAAUGACAUUGUGACCAAUGUUGGUCUUUUCUCUGAGCCAGUGAAAACGACAACCAUUGAUCCAAUAGCAAAGAGAGUUCAAGACACUUUAGGAAAAUGUCGGGUGGAAAACUACCGAGACGCAAUAGGCAUCACCCACCAGCCUGCCACACCUUUGCCAAAAGAUAAGAAGAUGUCAUUUCCAGAUGUGGAAAUAAGGAGACAAGAUAAUAAAACUCAAUCUCAGAAACCAGAGGUAGAGGGAACCAAAAGAUCACUGGAAGAUAAGAUAAAACCCAAAAAUGUUCAUGCAAAGUCGCAUCAAAGUUAUGUAGAGAAACAACGUGGAACCUCGUCACAUGAUCAGGUCCCCUUGUCAGACAAGAAGUCGCAUCAGCAAGUACCAUCCUCGUCCUCCAGUAAAUCGAAAGCAGAUCACAACAACCCAAAAAAGGAACAUCAGUCCCCCAAACUUGUCAAAAAGGAACACAUUACCCCCACAAAGAAUGGCCCAGUCAAUGGUCGUGGGAGUGAAGAAAAGGGCGAGGGAAGUAACAAAAGCAAAGUCCACUCUGUGAAUGGCAUCUCGGCACUGAAACCAAUUAAAAAUCCCAAUCUUCCACCACUACUUAUCAAGGAGGAUCACAGUGUUGAAGAUAUUUUAAAGGAAAUGACACAGUGGCAUCAACCUCACACUGCCAUUCAAACCCCCCACAAAGAUGAAAUGAAGUUUCCAUUUCCAGCUAGUCCACCCACCAGCAAGGCACCCUAUACUGUCAGAAUGAGCGUAAGCAGUACAUCUGAACCUCAAACCCAAAGGAAUCCUGUUGUGGAAGGACCUAGGCGUUCUCCAGUUGUAAAUCAGUCACAUCUCAGAUAUCCAGAAAGAGACAAAGCAGGGGAACCCACUGUGAGAGCUUCGGAUACAGCUGAUUCUAAAUACCCCAAGGUCUCUGUCAGUGGACCAGGCACCAAUGCCCCGACAAAAGAACAGAGGAUGAACUCUGGAGACUCGAGUAGCUCAUCAGAGGAUGAGUCAGACAGCAAUGAUACGGACAGUGAAAGUCAGUCAUCAGAGGAAGAUGAUAAAAGUGAUGACAAUGAGGAGGAGGAUGAAGAAGAAGAGGAGGAGGAAAAGGUUCCAGCUAAACACAAAUCUCCAAUCAAUUCUUCAUUGUCUGAUAAAGGGCAUGACACUUCAAAAAGCUCCACUUGUUCCACAUGGGCAUUAAGUAAUUUCAUCAAAAAUGUGGAAUCUCCCAUCUCGCAGCUUCCUAGUUCCAAUGACAAUUCUAAAUUGUCAGACAAGCCAAACAUGACAAUAUCAGAAAAAGACAAUGAUCAAGUUAUCAGUGACAUGUUGAAUAACAUAGACCAUGCAGGGAGCAUACGAUGGUCACCUGUUUUACCGACGACGAAACACAGACAUACUCAACAAAAAUCACCAUUUAGCAGUUAUAGUGAACAUCAGUCACCUCCAUCAAAAAAUAGCAAUCGGACAUCAGUGAAUGAAAAACUUAAGACCUCCACACCCGAGUCUAAGAGUCGGUUUCGGAAGGAGAAAUCGAGUGGACUAAAUUUAUCUGAUGAAGAUUCACAGAGUGAGAAUGAGGAGAUAGAUGUAGAAUCAGUGACUCCAGGAAAAGAAAUCAUUCCGGAAAUAUUGAGACGAAAUGCUGGGUCAGUGUCCGACACGAAAAAACGCUUAGAGUUUGAGAGAACAGAUAGUGAAUGUGUUAGUCGAGUGACUCCCAGUAGUUUGACUGGAAAGAAAAACACAAGUAAGACCAAAGACAAACGAGACCAAACAAAGUCAGUCAGUAAACGACAAGACAAGGAAAAUAAGGAGAAUAAUGAGAAGGAGAACUGCUGCGAUGAUAUUAAGAAUAUUUUUGAGCAAAUUACAGUGAAUCCACCAUUGUCACCAAUACCUAAUGUUCCAGAAAACUCAAAUCCAAAAUCUUCAAUUCCAGGUUUAACGUAUGAUAAUAGUGGUAAACCCAGAAUUAUUGUUCGUUUCAACCUGUCAUUAUUAGCAAAACCAAUUGACAAAUGCAAUACUUCCCAGAAUUCAUUGUGUUCAAAUUUAAAGGAUAAUAAGAUGUGUUCAGAUAUCAAAAGUGAGGACUUGGCUAGUAAUAGUGACAUGGAUAUAGAUGACGAUAUUGUUGACUCUAAAGUUCUCAUAGAAGAGUGUCCUAAACCAGAAUCCCCACACUGUAAUAUGACAUCAGUGCCAUUUUCAUCACAUUACUCACCUCAUACAAGGAAUGGUGAUAUUACCAGUGUCAAACGUAGAUCGGACUUGGACUUUCAUGAUAAUAGAAAGCGUGCCAGAAGUGAUAGCAAGCGAAACAGUUUAGGGAGUUCUCGAGAGAGAGUAAGUCACUCUGAUAACCAUGAAUGGGACAUGAAACACCCACAGAGGUCAGAGUGCAAAGAACGCAGACACAGUUCAAGUAGUAAUUCUAGUCAGCCCCGAGGCACCAGUAGAUGUACCAAGGAAACCAAAAACCAGAGCACGGAACCAGACAUUACUGCACAACAGAUGCAUGACAAGGAAGAGUUUGAGGUUCCUGGGAAUGGCCCUGACAAUAGUGGUCAGUAUCCGUCGUCAGUGGAAAUGAGCAGUUACUCGCGCGGGGGCGAGGGAGAUGUGGCCCACGUUCCUAGUCCUCAGACACGCAAGUCGGCUAAAGCUACUGAUGAAUGGUGUACCCUUUCCUCGGAUACCUACUUCAGGCAUGCAAGAGAAUUAAAACAUCAGGCUGAUACUAUGAACAGCUCAAGUGACAAGCUUCAAAAAGCGAUGAAGUAUUUAGAGUCCUUUAUAGCAUUUAUCCAGUGCGGAUAUGCCAUGGAGCGAGGCAGCGGAGACCAAUCCAGAAUCUUCAGCACGUAUAGAGAUACAAACAAACUAGUCUCACAUAUAAGCCGAUUGAGAGGAAACCAUGAGUCGAACAACAACACAUCCACAAAAGAGAAAAUUGUAUCAGUAUUGAGUUUUAGAAUCCAAUCCUUGUUGAAUCUGAAGUUGUACAAGAUGAAGAAGAAUGAAACUGAGAGACUAAAGAGGGCAAUAGAGGAUUACAACAAGACUACAGCAAGCAAACCAGCCCCUCCUAUUAGCCAUGCCCCUUCACCUCAUCAGAACAGCUGGAGCAGCCGCUCAAACAGGACCCCCUCCCCAAUGUCCCCUACCCCCUCCCCAGUCGGCAGCACGGGGUCACUGGAAUCCAGGGGCAGUAGUACUGAUCUCACACCCUCUAAACUUCCCAAUGGAAAUGUGCAUAUGUCCUCAGCCUCCAUUACGUACCCUCAGCGCAUACAUUCCAUCACACAACAGUACAUCACGAACACUGGCUACCUUGUGCAGGCUCAUGACUUCUGGGAACAAGCUGACUCUGUCAUGCAGGAGGUUAAAGGGUUCUUUGAAGAUGUGGAGGAACAUUCAGAAGUGCUGACUCUGCUCAGCAGUAUACCAGACUUAAUCUGCUUUCUUCAGAAAGUUGUAGAAAAAUUAAAGGACACUUGAGAUUUCCUGUAGAAAGCAAGAGUUACAAGAUAUCUGAACUGGAGCUCUUCCUGGUGUAACCAGAGUUCUGUGUGUGUGUGUUCCACUAUUCUCGGUAUUCUCUACCAAGCCUCAGCCACUGGGUGUGAGGAUGGCAUGACAUAUUACUUGGUGCUCAAAGGUAAAAGGGUGAAAAGUGGAUUGAAUUCAUACCAGUGAAGGCAGCUAUAACAUGACAGAAUAUAUAUCACAACUGUGCUUUCAAUCAAUUUUGCGAAUAGUCGCCUUUCUCAAAAUGUGAUAUGGAAAAUACGAAGGAGUUUCAAAUCUUUCUUAGUGCAAAUAUCAUGUGCAAAACAAUUAUCAAGAACUUUAUAGUAUAAAUGGUAGAUUAUGUAAAAUCCUGACAUUUGUCGGAGGCAAUUUACGACACAUAUACUUGAAUAUGUUCAUUUAAUCAUUUCCACAUUUUUGGUCUUCCACGGAAGUUUCUACUUUAAAAUGAGUCGAACGCAAUGGGGGCAGGUCCUAGUUCAUAACUGGUUUCGGAUUUUUGAAACAUUUCUCUUUUUGAUGUAUUCAUUUUGUAUGUGUAUGUUGUACUGCAAUGAUCAUGAUGCAGAUUUAUACUGUGUGAAGAUUUGAGAUUUUCCAAAUUUUAAAAGAUGUUGAAUGAAUCAAGUGGAUAGUAUUUAUUUUAAGUUAUGAGAUGUGUAAAUUAUUCAUUUUAUAUACCAUAAACUAGUCAAAAGAUACUACACCAAUUUUAAACCCUAUGUGACUACUUUUUUUGUCAUCUUUUGUCAUUCAUUCCAUGAAUUUAUGGGAAAAUAAUUCCAUGAAUAUUGCCAUGACUUACAUUACCAAAACAAAACUAAAGAAACCUAUUAAAACUGCCAAAAAUUUGAGUACAUAGACAUAUAAUGUUUAGAUCAAUUAAUAAUUAGAGAACCAUAGUUAUCUUUUUAAUUUUUUUUUCCAGUAAAAGUAUUGAAAUGGGUUUCUUCUGUGAAGAUAUCAGUUUCACCUCAUCAAGUGUACUUGAUUACCGUACUUAAGAUUAGAGCAUUUAAGAAAGCAUACAUUCAAUUCAAUUAGUAGCUAGCUGAUGACAAGCUCCCAUUCUUUUAAUAAUCUGGAUUUUAUAAUUGCUGUAUGGCUUCCAGAAGAAUUUCAGAAAUCCAUUUUGUUACAUAUAGCAAGUAAUAACAUGCUAGUAAUCCCUUCAAAUGAUUUAGAGGCAUUCACAUUUCAGCAAUCAGCACAUAUUUAUCAACAGUAUCAAAAUAUUUUCCUUUUUUAAAAAGAAUUCAGCAACAUAUUUUGAAGUGUUAAAGGUUUUGAAAGUUUUUGGAAGUAAAAAAUUGACCAGCAGAAUCUGGUAAUAUUGUAAGGUUUUUCUGUUAAUCAAUUGAUUAAGUAGAUUUGGACCUGAAAGUGUUCUCAGCAUUGUUAACUGUCUGAUAUGUUGUAGUGUUCUAGACAAUAUUUGUCUAUAAGGGACAUGAAAGUGCCCAAUACACAAGUUUGUUGCCUUAACUGCCACAGUUUGGAACAGUGCUACAUCCAGCUGUGGCUAACAGGAAAGUGCUAUGUCUACCACUACCCACGUAAAUUAUUGGUAUCAAAAUGCCUAAAUUAUUUAUAUUAAUUGUGUAUAAGAAGUUUUCAUUCAUAAGGACAGAAAUACAUUAACCUAGAUGUUUUUACAUGUUGGUGAUAUGAAUCUGUUAAUUUUCUGGUUCAGAUUCACAGGAGUGAGCUUUUGUUACCAGCAGUAUCUCCUCGCCAGUGUUUUUAAAUUACAAAUAACUACGAGAUUUGUAUGAAAAGUACAAAGUUCGGAAAGAAGAUAUGAAACCUAUGCUGUUCUGUGAUAUAUGUUCAGCUGUUUUACUGUACGAAAGAUAUUUUUCUUUUGCAAUAUGGUAUAAAACAUAUUUAUUGACUUGAGACUGAAAUGUUGAUAUUGAGACUUUAUUAUUGUGUAUUGUCCCCUGUGGUGUCAUGGAUGGACAGACUGUCUGUGGCCCGGGGUUUCCAGCAUUAUGUGACUAUUGUUCCCAGGUCUGUGGCUUUGGCCUCUCUGCUAUAUAUAUCUAUAUAUAUAUAUAUUUGUUAUGAAGCUGAAAUAUUCUAUAUCAAUUUUAAAAUUUGUUUUGUUUUUAUGGAAUGUGGAAACAUUUUUAAAUUUGGUUCAUGUACACUAUAUAUGUCAAUGUUCUCUGUUUUUGGCAAUAUGAUGACCUUGAUUGCAUUCCCAAUGCACUGCUUGACAGUGACCUUGAUUUAAAGGUCAGAAAGAUAGGGAGAAGUAACAGAUUUUUAAAGAUAUUUUUCAUACAGUUCAGAGUUGCCGCCUAUGUCAAGUUCAUUCCAGUAGGAUCAAAGCUGGGACUUGGUAACUAGAGGACCUUUCAGGGAAAGAUGUCAAACUAUUUCUUACCUGUUAUUAAUGAAUUUUGAUAAACAGUUAUGCAUUCCAGGUUCUGAACAUAUGUAUGUCAUGAUCACAAGUAGCAAUGAAAUCAGAAACUGUAUUUUACUGUUAGGAAAAUUUUGCUUUCUGUUUGAAGGUAUAUAAUACCUAUCAGUAUUGCCAUAAUAUUCUAUCAAGUGCAAAAAAUCAGUUGCACUAUAAAUUAUAAGUAUUACAUUGUAUGACAAAACAUUGUAUACCAUGUCAUUCUUUCUUUCAGUUUCUAGUUUUAAAUUAUUCGUUGUUUGAUCAGUGCUUAAUUUUCUUUCAACUUAGUAAGUACGUAAGUUAUGUCUACUGUUCAUGGAGUAAGUCUUUAAUGAUACAAGAUUCUUCUCAGGUCAUGUUCAAAUGAUUUGUCCUGCACCCCCAUGUACCUGAAUCUCUAGUUAGUGGAAAGAUCUGUUCCACCAAGGUUGUAAAGUGGCAUGUAUAAUGUUAUGUCUGUUUGUCUGCUUCAUUGCCGGUGCUGCCGUGGAUGCAGAUCGGCUCACCGUCAGCUGCUGUGUGACUGGUUGUGUAUGUGGUCAGCUUACUGUUGCCACAUGUGUAUGUCAUCACUUAUCAUUAGGCCAAAUUAUGAAUAUGAAUAUAUGAAUAUUUAUUGUUUAUUAUUAAAAUGACACAAAUGAUGAA
Ostrea edulis (European flat oyster) is the source of this 7247-nucleotide messenger RNA. Its product is annotated as AF4/FMR2 family member 4-like. Gene Ontology annotation, cellular component: nucleus; super elongation complex. Lineage: Eukaryota; Metazoa; Mollusca; Bivalvia; Ostreida; Ostreidae. Bases 548 to 4153 code for a protein of 1201 amino acids. The record is from RefSeq and is a predicted model, not a curated record. Gene Ontology annotation, biological process: regulation of gene expression. The transcript has 20 exons.